Limulus polyphemus (Atlantic horseshoe crab) is the source of this 690-nucleotide messenger RNA. RefSeq lists its product as uncharacterized. The transcript is spliced from 2 exons. The coding region runs from base 1 to 690 and encodes 229 amino acids. The record is from RefSeq and is a predicted model, not a curated record. Lineage: Eukaryota; Metazoa; Arthropoda; Merostomata; Xiphosura; Limulidae.
AUGGAAGAAACAGAACCACAAGUAGAACACACUAACCAGAAUUCAGAACUAGAACUAAAACACACUAAUCCGAUUUCAGAAAUUGAACCACAAGUAGAACACAAUAACCAGAAUUCAGAACUAGAACUAAAACACACUAAUCUGAUUUCAGAAAUUGAACCACAAGUAGAACACAAUAACCAGAAUUCAGAACUAGAACUAAAACACACUAAUCUGAUUUCAGAAAUUGAACCACAAACUUCAGAAAUAGAACAAGAGGUAGAACACACUAACCAGAUUUCAGAAAUAGAACAAGAAGUAGAACACACUAACCAGACUUCAGAAAUAGAACAAGAAGUAGAACACACUAAUCAGACUUCAGAAAUAAAACAAGAGGUAGAACACACUAAUCAGACUUCAGAAAUAAAACAAGAAGUAGAACACACUAACCAGACUUCAGAAAUAAAACAAGAAGUAGAACACACUAACCAGACUUCAGAAAUAAAACAAGAGGUAGAACACACUAAUCAGACUUCAGAAAUAAAACAAGAAGUAGAACACACUAACCAGACUUCAGAAAUAGAACACACUACUUUAACCUCUCUUUAUCCUGUUGUGGGGAUUGAUGUUGUUGUUAAGAAACAGCAUAAGAAAAAUACACUAACCUCUCUUAAUCCCAGUGUAGGAGUUAAUCCUGUUGUCAACAAGUAG